Messenger RNA from Haliotis rubra (blacklip abalone), 1580 nucleotides. RefSeq lists its product as uncharacterized. The transcript has 4 exons. Lineage: Eukaryota; Metazoa; Mollusca; Gastropoda; Lepetellida; Haliotidae. The record is from RefSeq and is a predicted model, not a curated record. The coding region runs from base 323 to 886 and encodes 187 amino acids.
GUUUCAGCGGGGACACAAGCGCGUAUACCGGGACUAGAAACCCAACACCGCAUGUUUGCCUUUGUUGUUUGUUUCGAUGAUUGCCUGUGGGAUGAUAACUCAUAGAUUGGACAGAUAGCUACAUGGGCCGGACUCGAUCUGGAUCAUACUGAUGGGCAGUUUUCGGACACAGUCAGUGAUAGCCACACAGUCACAUCGGCGAAUCUCCUCACACCCGCAGGUUUAACUGUGCUUUAGACAACUGUCAGCACACCCCCGUGUGAUUGUGUGCUCGUGGUCCGUUCUAAAUCAUUUGGAUAAUUAUAAGUGAAAUAUUUUCCAAAUGGCUGUGUCAAACAAACUGAGUGCAUUUCUUCUCCUGCUCGGUCUUAUUCUACUGGAUCUAGCUGAAGAGACGGUGUGUAUAUUAUGUCGCACAAAGACUAGCACAUCUGGGCUCGCCCACCGUAACAACAUCCAGUGCGCCAACAGCUGCUGCGGCCCGAGCGACGACGAGUACUGCUGUGUCGUCAGUACCUCUGUGAUCCUGGGAUGUGCAGUUGGCGGCGGUUUCAUGGUGGUCAUCACUAUAGGCGUCAUAUGUUACUUCCUGAGUCGAGGACGACAUUGUGCCAGCUGGGGGAGUCACAGCGAAGGGUCCAUAUCCGACAGUGAACCCCUCCCCUCCCGCCACUCCCGCCGUGUGUCGUCCGUGGGAAGUGGCCUGCCGCAGAUUGACCGCCUCUUCCUGGAGUGUUCUGUCCGACGUCCGUCACAACUUAGUCAAGCAUCGCUGCCCUCCAGAAUAUAUCAGAUCCCAGAGCCACAGACCCCUGCCACGUCAGCUGUUAAUGCCCUGGCAAUAGCCACAGUCCCCAAGGUUUAUGGAGGAGACAACAUACAUUGAUAGAGCUGUUCAACACUGCAAUGCGUCCUGAUGGAGUAAACAUCACGGUUUUGCAGAGAAUCAUGAUUCCUCACUGCCUUGUUCAUAACAGAGACAAAAUGGAUUUAUCUCAGUAGUGUCCAUGUUUACAACGAUUGCUGAUAGGAACCAGGAUUUAGUUGCCCUAACAACCCCCUGUCAUCUCGGGUUACGCUCCGGAUUUGCCACGCAGUUACGUCCCUUUGGUAUUAUAUGAUAGUGGAUGGGAAUCACAGAGUCACCUUAAUUGCUCUGUUAGGUUUGUCAGCAUUCUAAUUUUGCCCAUGGGCUGCGACGUCGUGGGCGUCGUAAAGACUUGCAUCCUUGAAGGAUAUCAUCCCUCAUGGCAAACUAUGAUAUCACUGAACAAACUUACAAGGUGAUGUUAUUCGAUGCUCACGUAUCUGUCACUACAUGUGGUAACUCAACAUAUGAUAAAUGAAAUGUUUGGUUUGUUGAUUGACGGUAAACUCAGCAAUGGUCCAGUUACAUGACUGCAUGCGGCUUGUAAAUAGUCCCCUCUUGACCAAACACUCCAAUGAUUAGCAUCACUGCACACAAACAGGCAAAAUUGGGAUUCGAUGACAUGCAACAACCAAGUCCUGAACACCUGAUCCUGUUACUGACUGACUGAGUUUGGUUUUACGCCGCUUUAAGCAAUAUUCCAGCAACAUCA